UGUUUCUAUAGUAACAGAGUCCUCCGUCCUGCCCCCCUGCUGUGACAGUGUGACAAUGGAGCUGCGAUCAUUUUUCUUUAAUCCGAACAUAAAUGUGCUGGAGUUUCUGUUGCAGGAGGACGCAUAGAAGGAAGGUGCAUUAUGCAGGAAAAGGACACGGCGUAUGAUAAAUGGAAGCAGCCGGGAUGGAGGAUUGAGCAGAAAUACUCCAGCAAAGUGCUUGUAGGCAACUGGGCUGAGGAGAGACUGCAGUUCUCUCGGGAGGGUAAGACAGCAAACAGCAGCAACAGGCUGGACUUCAAGCCUCACCCAGACCACAGACCAGAUGUGAUCGUAAGACGGACGGCGCUGCGUAGAUCUGAGGGUCUUCCCACCAGACUCCUCUUCUCCCACCAUAACACGCCCACCUCACAUUACCUGGUCACGCUCUACGACGAGUCUUAUGGUCGACGUAGCUCCUCUGGCCUUCCCAAGCUCCGCACUUGGCACACUGACAAGCUGGGUUGGGUCCCUGAGAAGUCAGAUCAUCCGCUUCAUGGCCCUCCGACCAACUACGGUCUGACAGAGCUUUGGCGAGCACAGCUGGAGAAGCAGCAGGUGGGGUCGCACAUGCUCAGUAUGUACAGAGGGGCAUAUCCAGUGUACCCCACAGAUGCAUUCUGUCAGCCUCGACAUGCCAGAGUGCCACGCCUGACCUCCGUCAGAAAGAAGGACCUGGAAAUAAACCACAUGCCAGGAAAUGCUACUAGACCAAUGUCACCUCUGCCUUGUGUGUAACCUUGCCUCUAUCAGACUGAUUGUAAAGUAGCAUCUAUAUAUGCA
Messenger RNA from Hemibagrus wyckioides, 822 nucleotides. RefSeq names its product cilia and flagella associated protein 107 (gene cfap107). The record is from RefSeq and is a predicted model, not a curated record. The transcript is spliced from 4 exons. The coding region runs from base 142 to 777 and encodes 211 amino acids. NCBI's taxonomy places the organism in Eukaryota, Metazoa, Chordata, Actinopteri, Siluriformes, Bagridae.